Leishmania major strain Friedlin is the source of this 4887-nucleotide messenger RNA. Its product is annotated as putative calpain. Gene Ontology annotation, biological process: proteolysis. The record is from RefSeq and is a predicted model, not a curated record. Bases 1 to 4887 code for a protein of 1628 amino acids. Gene Ontology annotation, cellular component: cytoplasm. The transcript has a single exon. NCBI's taxonomy places the organism in Eukaryota, Euglenozoa, Kinetoplastea, Trypanosomatida, Trypanosomatidae. Gene Ontology annotation, molecular function: calcium-dependent cysteine-type endopeptidase activity.
AUGGGCACAACACAGUCGCCACACGCAUACCCCGGUACAUGCACACACACACACACACAUACAGAGAGCGAACCGUUCCCAGCAAUGCCGUCCAAUGCUGAGCUCUAUAUAUACUACUGUCGGCGCUCUGCAUGUCACCCCAAUAGCGCGGUGAAGCGCUACCUCGACGACACAGCCAGCAGCCCGCUCGAGGUAGUGGAUGUCUCGGCGAACUACUUGGGCUUGCGCGGCCUCAUUCCUGUCUUGGACCUCGUAAAGAACACCAAGACAGUGCACACGUUGGAUUUGAGCAACAACACGAUGGAGCUGGAGCAUGUGGAGCACCUGGCGUACUGCCUCGCCCUCCACCCCUGCAUGCGGACGGUGCGCCUGUGCAACGACGGGUUGCAUGACGGCCACGUCGACGCGCUGCUGCAGCUGCUGGGGGAAAACGCGUCCAUUGAGCACGUUUCUAUAGAGGGCAACAACUUGACGGUGGCUUCGGUGCAGGCUAUUGCACGGGCGCUAGAAAAGAGCAAGGCGGUGCGGGCGCAGCGCCGCCGCGAGGAGGAGGAGCACGACUCCUAUCUGAAGAGUCACACGCCCCGCGCGCGUCUAUCCUUUCAAGCGCGCCUCUCCGACCACAUAUCGGCCGGAGAGUCCGGCGGCUACAUCCACUACGCGACAUGGUGGAGGAACCCGCAGUACAGCGUGAAGCUCUCUCGCUCGUCGCGCGUGUCGUUUGUGCUGGAGUGCGCCCAUGCCGAGGCCGCCAAUCAGGUAGGAAUGCUUCUGAUGCGUCACGACGGCGUGCACCGCGUUGUCGAAAUCCUAGCAGAUACCCUUGUUGUGGAAAGCUCCAUCGAAGAUCAGCGGUGCACUAUGGAGGCCCACCUUCGCAUGGAUGAGGCAUACGUUGUGAUGCCCUUCUCCUUUAACGUGGGCCGCGCCGUGGACUUUACGCUGGCCGCCACCCUUCGCAACGACCACGCCGCGCAGGAGGAGGGCUGGAUCACGGUAGAGCGUCUCAAUGCGCGGUACGACUGGUGCAUGCGAACGGUGGAAGCAGCCUGGACGAGCGACAACGCCGGCGGAGGCCCUGACUGCCCUUCCUGGCGGCGCAACGACAUGUACCACCUCACGUGCGCGAACACCGCCGCCGCUCCGGGGCAGCAGCAGCCACCGUCCUUCAUGGCCACAGUGCACGUACUGCUCAUGAAGGAGGCUGAUCCGUACGAGAACGAUAGUCGGGCAAUUGGGUUGGACGUGGUCACCUACGACGUCCACAACGCGACUGCCCCGCCGCUGCUAUGUACCCCCGAAGUCGUGCGCGCGUCCCACUCUCACCAGCGGAAAACCUUUAUUUCGCUGCAGUUCAGCAUGCCUGUCGCAGAGCUGGACGUGUUCGUUGUUCCGAGUACGGCGGAGGCGGGGCAGACGGGGACGUAUAGCAUCACCGUUUUCAGCUCGGUGUCAGUCGACUUCACGAGGUCGGCGUUCCCGCACGGGUGGCGCUAUCGCACCGUGACUGGCCACUGGGAUGCCGACUGCUGUGGUGGGUGUCGUCAGCUGUAUCAGUCGUGGAAGAACAACCCUGCCACGGAGGUGUGCGUCGAGGAUGCCGCGAAGUCUCUCGUGGCAUGCGUUGAGGUGCACGCUGCGGAAGCAACGACGGCGGCGCAGAAUGCGGAGAAGCAGAUGGCUACUGCAGCCGCCCAAGAAACACCGGUGGCGAUGGAAAGGAAGACAGAGCUGGAGGAGUUGCGUCAACGUCACCGCAGCUCGAAGCGAGAAGUCUGCGUCGCCGUGGUGAGCUGCAGCCCGCCGUCGUACGCCGAGUUGGCCGUGUCGGCGCUGUCGGAAAAGUCAGCGAUGGCGGUAGCCAACGAUAUUCAGCAGCCCGUCUUUGUCGUACCAAUGCUCCGCCACGCCGCCGAGACGGGCGCCUACACUCUGGAGCUCUUCUCCUCUUCUUCCUUUGUCGUCUGCGGGGCAACACAGUCGCUCGCCGUACGACAGCGAGAGGCACAGCUGGCCGCCUACUCCGCCGAAAACGGGCGGCGCGCGGCACAGCAAAACGCAGAGCAGCAAUCUUGUCGCGGUGGCGCCGACAUGCCCGCCCUGCGUGAGGAGAGACGGGCCAUAUUGGACAGGCUCUACGCGACUGACCUGCCGUUUGUCGACCGCGACUUUCCGCGCGGCACAUCGUCCCUGUUUCUGGACCCGGCUGAUGCCCCGCCGCUAAACUUUCCUGCGGUGACGGAGUGGAGGCGCGCGUCGCAGCUGAAGGUCUCGCUCCACGCGCGUGGAGGCGACGCGACCUUCAUGAGUCCGCCCUCGCCCUACGGCCCCCGCCACUGGUUCGCCUCGGUGCUGAACUCGGUGGCAGCCAAGCCAGGAUGGCUAUCUCGCGUCUUUGUGGACUACUUCAGGGAGGCCGGGUUUGCGCAGUUUGCCUUCUACAAACAGAACGACUGGGUCGGUGUGACGGUGGACGACUACCUGCUCGUGGACAACCAAGGCGCGCUGGUUUACGGCCACGGCGCCGCUGCCGACGACGCGCUCUUUCCGUUGGCCGAAAAGGCGUACGCGAAGCUCCAUCGGUGCUACGAGGCGAUGGAGCUGAAGGUGUGCCCACAGCAGUCGCUGCUGGAGUUGCUGCGCCAGGGGCUCAUGGACGUGUCAGGAGGCUACUGCUCCACGAUGCGAGUGAGGCCCACAGACGGCUCCGAACUGCCAGAGAACGAGCGGGAGGCGCUUUGGCGCCAGCUCAAAGCCGGUGUAAGCCGCUCAGUGCUCUGCGCUUUGAUGCUGGACAGUCGCAGCACCGGCGCACGGGAGCGCUCGCGUGCUGGUCUUCUGCCCGAUCGUCUCUACGGUGUCAUGGACGCCCGCUUUGUAGAGCAGCAGCGAGUGGUGAAGGUCCGCAAUUUCGACUCUCGCAAUGACGCCGACACGACGUGGCGGGGGAAGUGGGCGGACAAGAGUUCGCUCUGGACGGAGACGCUGCUUGAGGUACUUCAGUACCGCCCUGACGAGGACGCCAUGUGGAUGCACUUCGACGAGGUGCUCUACUACUACACGCACUUGCUCGUGACAGAGGUGUGCGCACACACGGCCACCGUCUCCGGCAGCUUCGCCGAGUCCACCGCCAACGACCCCGACGAUGCCGAUCUUUCGCUGCGUAACCCACAGUACGCACUCACGGUGACGCGAACAUCUGCAACGGCGGCGGACACGACGCCAAUCGAGGUGCAUGUUGGGGUGCACCGCCGCGAUCCUCGCCUCGAUAUCACGCGCGACAAGCACACCACUGCCACGUUCAAAACGGCGAUCGGCUUUGCUGUGCUAGGGACGGAAGACAACUGCCGGCGCGUCUGCCGCAUCACAGACAAGCAGCUGCUGCAGCUUGUCACCCCGAACCGGCAGCGCGACGCCUACUGCACGCUACAACUCACUGCCGAGGCGCUCUGCUCGCAGCGCAUUACUGUCAUGCCGUUCUGCGAGCACACUUGCGACCCCGACGCGCUCUACUGCAUCUCUGCGAGGUGCAGCGGCCCCGCCACGGUGAGCAUCGCGCACGUCACCCCCAACGCCACCACCACGGUGGCAGGGCAAUGGGACUCAAAUGCCGGCGCCCCUGACUCGCCGCUCUGGCGCAACAACCCGCAGUUCUUUCUCUCUCCUGUGGAAGCGAUGGAGGUGACAAUAACGCUGCGCACGGCCCAUCCGACAUCCGGCGUGCGCGGCUUCACUGUCCACAAUACGCAGCGGUGCAGCAGCUUCCUUACCUUUGAACCCGCCACAGUUGUGGCGAGCGCCGCUGCAGAUGCGGUAGGGGUGGUGCCGACGUGCGUGGUGCGUCUGGCCGGCAUGAGGGAAAGGCGUGGAAUGCCAUAUGUGGUGGUGCCGUACUCCUCCGGCGGAGCCGAGGACUUUAGUGUGGAGGUGACUGCCAAUCGUUCAGUGCAGCUCCGGCCGAUUGACCCGCGACUCGACUGGCAUAGGGUUCGACAGAACGUGUCGAUCAGCGCUGAGAAAGGCAACGCUGGCGGCAGUCUCGCAUUUCCGUCGUGGCGUUUCAACACUCAGAUGGCGCUCACGUUCCCCGUGGAGCGCGAGGGCCGUCUUUUCAUAUCUGCCCGGCGCUUCCGCUCCGCCGACCCACGCGUGAAGGUGGGCAUGGUGCUGAUGCGAUCCGGUCGCACCGUGAACGGCGGCUACCGCCGCCUUCUCGCUUACGCAGAAGCGGACAUCGUCGCGCGGUCAUCGGAAAGGGCCGGCGGAGAGGCUACUCUGGCCACGGAGGUGAGCCUUCCAGCCGGGCGAGGGGCGCUGGUGCUGUUGGUCCACGCAGACCAGCCGUACAAGGAGGCCGAGGUAGAGCUGAGCGUUUACUCGGCAGCCACCGUGGAGAUGCAACCAGUGGUGGAGUGGACGAAGGUGCUGUGGGAGGAAGGAAGUUGGGAGCUUGGUACCACCGCCGGCGGAAGCCGUACCCACUUCGCGAACUGGAUCAACAACCCCUUCUACGGCCUCUCGGUAAUUCGCAGUACCGAAGUUGUCGUCCUCCUCGUGCAGUACCCCCGCGACCGCGAGCACCCCAAGGUGCGGCGGUACGGUCAGAAGAAGGCGUUUCUGCCGCCCCCGAUAGAGUUCAAGGGGCGAUGCACCGCCAUCGAGCUGAGUAUCGUCAAGUACGACAAGGACCUCUCAGAGGUGGCAAGCGUGAAUGCGGGAACCGCGGCGGAGGCGUACCUGGUAACGGAGCUGCUGCCUGAUCAGCCGUACCUCCUCGUGCCGUGUACCAGCGAGCCGCAGCACGACGGGGACUUCAAACUCUUCGUCUUUGCCGAUCACCCCAUUGAUCUCUUUGAGGCCGAGAAGCCGCGGCUGCCGUACGUCUAG